AUGUUCUGCCUGCGGAGCUGGAUUCCAGUUCUCUUCUUCUUACUACGAACGCACGCCUCCCCCGUCUACCUCGUCCUCUUCAUCUCGGCCACAUACUUGUUAAACCGACCGUGCGUGUACUGCAGCCUCCUCCUCUUCAUCCUCGUCGUCGCGCUCUUCGACUUUCACACACCGUGGUUCGAUGCGCCGUUGUCGGAUAGUGCGGAGCUGGCGCUGAAUGGGACUGUGGCGGAAAGCGCUGGCAUGUUGGCGCAGGCAGUGAAUGCGACGGUCAAGGCUGGGGUGGGCGCGGCGGUGGAGGGAGUCAAGGGGAGGGUUGGCUUGGGACAGGCGAGUGGGAGCGAAGGACAGAGUUAUGAGUGGGUCAAGGGGUUGUUGGGGAAGAAGGAGUGGCGGGUGCAGUGUUUGGAUGUCUUGAUCCGGAUUUAG
Messenger RNA from Alternaria postmessia, 429 nucleotides. RefSeq lists its product as uncharacterized. The record is from RefSeq and is a predicted model, not a curated record. NCBI's taxonomy places the organism in Eukaryota, Fungi, Ascomycota, Dothideomycetes, Pleosporales, Pleosporaceae. Bases 1 to 429 code for a protein of 142 amino acids. The transcript is spliced from 2 exons.